Molecule: messenger RNA, 2073 nt
Organism: Colletotrichum spaethianum
Lineage: Eukaryota; Fungi; Ascomycota; Sordariomycetes; Glomerellales; Glomerellaceae
Product: Ran-specific GTPase-activating protein 1
Exons: 6
Coding region: 1-2073 (690 amino acids)
Biological process (GO): cell surface receptor signaling pathway; cytoskeleton organization
Cellular component (GO): cytoplasm
Molecular function (GO): protein binding
Source: RefSeq, a predicted model, not a curated record
AUGACGAACCCGUUCCAUGGUUCUGCACAUUAUACCGACCCAAACACACCCGCGGGAAGCUCUGGUCUUCUCCCGCGCCGUUUCUCAUACGCCUCGGUCGUCUCGGGAGCACCACCAAACUAUAACCCGCCCUACCUCUCGCAUCCCGGCCGAACUUCGGUCAUCUCCCAAAUCCUCAAUAACUCCGACGAUAUCACCUUCGAGCCGGCCUCGGGCUACUACGACCCGAGCAGGAGCGACGACAUGGACGCGGACAGGAACGGCGCCGGCUUGAAUGGUGCGUCCGUGAGGCCGUCCCGUGGUGGCCAGCUCCCCUCCUUUUCGAGAGCUUUUGAUAUGUUCAUGGCGAACCCCUCAGGUGAUACUGCAGGCUCUGGCAGCGCGAGUGGGAGCGGUUUCUUCGUCCCGUCCUAUCUGGCGGGCUCGGCACAUGUUCAGCGGCUGGAGGAAGCACACUGGGCAAAAGUACGGGCGCAGAAGGAGUCUCAGGCAACUCAGACACAGACCGGCGGGAACCUGUCUACGAGCGCAAGCAGCGUCAGCCUUCACAGCAAGCCGGGUGCUCAUCGAGGAGUGAAUUACGAUGUCAUUGAGAAGCCCCCCGCCUUUGAGGAAGACGAAGCGUUUGCCCCACUACCCACGAGGUGGAACAGUCUCGACAAGUACGGUGCUCUAGACAUCUUAUCCGACGGCCUCGAGGUCAGAUAUAUCGGCCCGAGGGGCCAGACGGAGCGCGACCACGAGGCUUUCUGCAUACGUGCCGACAACCCUAUGCCCCCGCAGUGCGGCAUCUACUACUUCGAGGUCCAGGUGCUAUCGGGCAAGCGGGAUGACAUGACCAUCGGCAUCGGAUUCUCUGGCAAGGGGGUGGGACUUGCAAGACCCCCUGGCUGGGAAACGGAUUCUUGGGGCUACCACAGUGACGACGGCCACUGUUAUGCUGGUCAGAGCGGCGGAAAGACCUACGGUCCUUCGUUUACCGCGUCUGAUGUUAUCGGCUGUGGCGUCAAUUUUAGGACUGGCAGUGCUUUCUUCACAAAGAAUGGCCACCUGUUAGGCACCGCCUUCCGCGAUGUUGGAAAAGCCGGCAGCCUCUACCCGACAGUUGGGCUCAAGAAGUCAGGAGAACACGUCCGUGUCAACUUUGGUCAAACACCUUUCGUCUUCGAUAUUGACGGUAUGAUGACGAAAGAAAAGGAGCGCAUCCAGAGAGAUAUUUCGCAAACGAGCACCGCGAGCCUGGCCCCAGCGAUGAACGAGACCGAGUUGGUCCAAGCCCUUCACGAUGGCUAUGUCGAAACGGCGAGAGCGUUUGCGGAAGAAAUCAAUGCCGAAAAGAAGGCAUUGAGCCUCGACCCGAAUGCUCCCAUUGAGGGCAUCAAUGUCAAGGACGACGAACAUGCCAACAAGCGACAACGGAUCCGAAGAGCUGUACUCGAGGGCGACAUUGACAGAGCACUUAAGCACACCAACGCAUUCUACCCUCAAGUCCUCAAAGAUAACGAGCAGGUAUACUUCCGGCUACGGUGCCGCAAGUUUAUCGAGAUGGUCCGGACCGCCGCCGAAAUGAGGGCUGCGUCGGAGGCGAAGAAGAGCAAUGGCCACAGCGGUGAGACUGGCGCCCAGGCAAUGGACCUUGAUGCCAACGGUACCGAGAAUGGCGCAUGGGACCAAAUGGACACCGAAGACUCUGCCGAGGCCCCUCUCGAUAUCAAUGAGCUCGAGAUAGCGACCCUACAGUACGGACAGGAGCUUCAUGCCGAGUUCAAGAACGACCCCAGGCGAGAGGUCACCAAGCACUUGGCGGACAUUUACGCGCUUCUCGCGUACGCAAACCCUCUAAAGGAGAAAGACGUUGCCCAUUUGCUAGACAGGAAAGGUCGUCUGGCAGUUGCUGAGGAGCUUAACUCGGCGAUCCUUCUGUCGUUGGGCAAGUCCUCUCGUGCAGCUCUCGAAAAGAUAUAUGCUCAGACAAGUGUACUGCUGGAUGACCUACGGGAAAACGGCGGACCAGGCGCCUUUGUCUCUUUACAGGACGUCAUCGAAGACAUACCGAAAUCCCAGCCUUUUUAG